Messenger RNA from Biomphalaria glabrata, 1937 nucleotides. RefSeq lists its product as uncharacterized. Lineage: Eukaryota; Metazoa; Mollusca; Gastropoda; Planorbidae. The record is from RefSeq and is a predicted model, not a curated record. The transcript has 6 exons. The coding region runs from base 126 to 695 and encodes 189 amino acids.
UUGAUGAAAAACAGAAAAAAAUCGGAAAUUCCUUGAAUUACUUUUUAUUCUAUGUCCGUGUUUCAAUAAAUAGAAUUCAAGAAGUUGUCAGUAAAACGCAGAGAUUUUAUAAAAACUCGUCAAAGAUGUCCUGCAAGAAAAAAACUCAAACUGAUAGAAAAGUAUCUACAAAGAUAAUAACAGAAAAAAACAGUACAGACCUUUGUGUUCCUCAAGACACCUGUGGACUUAAUGUUUGUCUAAAGGAUCAGACUGACCUAGCAGACUUAUCCACUCUUGGGGAUGAGAACCAAGAUACAGAUUCUCAUCAUUUCACCAGUGACCAGUCCAAAGUCCAGUCAGAUGAGGUUGAAGGUCCACUACUUGGUGAUCAUGAAACUCAGGAGUCAGAAGGUGGAGAAGCUGAUCUACACAAAUAUCUUGUGGGCUGUAAGAAGAAUCCAGGUCAUAGACAGUUUAUACCUGUUGAUACAUUCAACUUGAAACAUUUACCUGAAGGUUUUCAAGACAAAGAUUUGUAUGAAUGCAUCAAAGUUAUAGCUGACCUCAAAGCUAGAGUUAGUGUGGAUAUGUCAAGUCCAGACAGACCAGAGUUUUAUCCAAAGACAACUCGACCAUAUCCAUUUUAUAACAUGAGUGAGAGAAGAAACUUGAGGACAGGAAGUGGAAGAGUGUGGUUUGUAAACAAGUUUUAAGAUGGAGUCAGACAAGAUGGACGUUAUGGAGGUUCUGCAUACACAAAGUGUUGGUGUAGAAAAUGUGAAGGUUCAAACUCACCCAGCAAUGUGUGGUGGGAGUUUAAUGUCUUACAAAUGUCUAACAAAUGUAAUAAAAUGUAUUACAAAUGUAUUACAAAUGUAUUACAAAUGUAUUACCAAUGUAUUACAAAUGUUUUACAAAUGUCUUACAAAUGUCUUACAAAUGUCUUACAAAUGUAUUACAAAUGUCUUACAAAUGUCUUACAAAUGUCUUACAAAUGUCUUACAAAUGUAAUAAAAUGUAUUACAAGUGUAUUACAAAUGUAUUACAAAUGUAUUACCAAUGUAUUACAUUUAUUCUUGAAAAGAUAAGAUACUUCACAGAUUUAGAUUAAGACUUUGAGUAACGCCGCCGAAAAAAACAUCUAUUCGAAAAAUAAUAUUUUUUAAAAAAGAAAGCUCAUUUGUAAGUGAUACAUUUUGUUCAAUAGGCAUGUUUGUAAUUUGGUUUGUUACAGAACUAUAACUCAAAGCUCUAAACAAACAUUUUGGAAGUGGGAGGAGAAAUUAAGUGAACCAAUUAGAUUUUACAUUUUUUGCAUUUUUAGUAUUCAAGCAAAAAUUGUGAGUUAUUGUCCUAAUUUCUUUUUUUUUUUACAACAGAAAAAUAUCAGUUUGAGUAAUUGUUGGAAAGAUGACUAGGAAAAUAAUAUUUGGGUUCAGAACUCAUCUCAAUUGUUACUCUUAUUAUAAGAAAUUUCGUAUGAAUUCUAAAUUUUCCAAAACAAAGUCUUUCUUAAAAUAACUCAAAGUCGUAUACACUGACGUAAACUCUGUGACCACAUUUGACUUUUCUGUUUUAAAACGUCAUAUUUUCAUCUGGAAAGAGGAGAGAACGGUAGAGUGAAAACGUUAAUCCUCGUUCCUUUUUAUAAUUUCUGCUAAUGACUGCAUUUGGCAUUAAAGAAUAGGGGGUGGGGCGACUCGAUAAAAGAAUUCAAUUUUAGCAUAUAUAAAUUAUAUUAGUGACACUUUUUUUUUAUUUUGUAAUUUCUUAACUAAAAUACAAAAAGAAAAAAGUAUUGGUUUGUCCGAUGGUCGGGCGAUCGCAUGUAAGGCCCCUCCCACCUGGAAAAACCCUUUUUCCUUUUAUAUUUACUUAUGAUAACAUUUGAGAUCAGAUAGUGUGUCCGACAUUAUAUACAAAUGGAUUAAAACAUCAAUAUAUAACUUCUUUUA